CACAAACGGGGACGUAUAUUCUGAACUUGGAAUACUAAAAUAUGUGACAUGCUCGAGCGUUACCCAUUAUGAACCUUACCGGAAUGUACGAGCUGCGGAGAAAGUGAUCAGAACAGACCUACUCAGGCAGAUGCAGACAGACGAAAUGGAGGUACCUAUCAUUAAUAAUAUUAACAGUAACUGCAACAAACAAAGGCCUCUGCCGAAUGGGAGAGAUGUAUUCAAGAAUCAGCUGAAGGAUGGGGAGAGCUCCAUGGAAUCCCCAAACCUGGAGUUUGAGUAUGGGGAUACAGACGGCCUGACUGCAGAACUCUCAGAGAUCUACAGUUACACAGAGGAGCCGGAGUUUGCCCUGAACCGGGACUACUUUCUGGAAGACUUCAGGAGCCAUGCGCAGGGGAGGAGGUGGAUCACGCUGAGCUUGGCGGAGCAGCGGGCGUAUGUGAUGAGGCUGCUAGAUGCUUUGGAGGUCACAGACCGGGACAAAAGGUUAAAGGUUGCCCGGGCUAUCCUCUACCUGGCCCAAGGGGUGUUCGCGGAGUGCGACUCGGACACGGACGUGAUCCGCUGGUCUCGCCACAACGUGUUCCUGCUGUACGACAUGGGUAUCUUCACCGCUCUGCUGGAGCUGCUCAGCAUGGAAAUGGAUAACAACCAAGCCUGCAGCAGCGCAGUGAGAAAACCAGCCAUUUCUCUGGCGGACAGCACAGAGCUCAGGGUCCUGUUGAGCGUCAUGUACCUGAUGGUGGAGACCAUUCGUCUGCAGACGGAGGACGACCAGCCCGACUGGACGACUGCCAGAGAAGCCUUCAGGACUGAACUGGGUUCUCCUUUGUACAAUGGAGAGCCUUUUGCUCUGCUGCUCUUCACCAUGGUGACGAAGUUCUGCAGUAUGAACGCUCCCCACUUCCCCAUGAAGAAGGUCCUGUUGCUUCUCUGGAAGACCGUUUUGUUCACCAUGGGGGGCUUCGAGGAGCUCCAGGAGAUGAAGGUUCGAGGCAGAGAGAGACUGAGUCUGCCUCCCCUGCCGGAGGACAGCAUCAAGGUGGUCCGCAGCAUGAGAGCAGCCUCUCCCCCAGCCUCGGCCAUGGAGCUCAUAGAACAGCAACAGCAGGCCAAGAGAGGACGCCGCAGCCGAAGGAGUGCCUUUGUUGAUAGCAUGGAAGGAGACAGUCCCUUUGCCAAGAAGCAGCCCCUGGUGAAGCAGGACAGCCUUGACACGUACAACGAGCGCGACCCGUUUAAGAAUGACGACGAGGACGACAGUGAGGACGCCGACGGCAACUUAGAGAGCGAGGUGGAUCCCCUCGACCGCGAUGUCAUCAUCCAGCCGCCGCCCCCGCCUCCCCCGCUCCGACCUCCAACAGAUAGGGCGUCCCUCCCCAAAGGUCUGCCCUGGGCACCCAAAGUCAGAGAGAAAGACAUUGAGCACUUCCUAGAGAUCAGCAGGAACAAGUUCAUAGGCUUCACCCUGGGAAGUGACACGGAAACCCUAGUCGGUCUUCCUAGACCAAUCCAUGAGAGUGUGAAGACCCUGAAACAGCACAAAUAUGUCUCCAUAGCCGAGAUGCAGAUCAAGAAGGAAGAGGAGCUUCAGCAGUGUCCUAUGACUCUGGGAGAAGAGGAUGUGGAGGAGACCCCAACAGAGGUCCUGUAUCUGGGAAUGCUCCCUAACCUCUCCCAAUAUGUGAUUGCCCUUCUGAAGCUGCUGCUGGCUGCCGCCCCGACAUCCAAAGCCAAGACGGACUCCAUCAAUAUACUGGCCGAUGUGCUGCCUGAGGAGAUGCCAAUCACGGUCCUGCAGAGCAUGAAGCUGGGCAUUGACGUGAACAGACAUAAGGAGAUAAUUGUCAAGGCAAUCUCUGCACUGCUGCUGCUGCUGCUCAAGCACUUCAAACUCAAUCACAUCUACCAAUUUGAAAUUGUUUCUCAACACCUGGUGUUUGCUAACUGUAUCCCACUCAUCCUCAAGUUCUUCAACCAGAACAUCAUGUCCUACAUCAGUGCCAAGAACAGCAUUUGCGUGCUAGACUUCCCCCACUGUGUGGUCCAUGAGAUGCCAGAGCUCACAGCUGAGAGCUUGGAAGCUGGAGACAGUAAUCAGUUCUGCUGGCGGAAUCUAUUUUCCUGCAUCAACUUGCUGAGGAUCCUCAACAAGCUGACCAAGUGGAAACACUCCAGGACCAUGAUGCUAGUGGUGUUCAAGUCUGCUCCCAUCCUGAAGAGGGCGCUCAAGGUCAAACAGGCCAUGAUGCAACUGUAUGUUCUCAAGCUUCUCAAGAUCCAGACUAAGUACCUGGGCAGGCAGUGGAGGAAGAGUAACAUGAAGACCAUGUCGGCCAUCUACCAGAAAGUACGACACCGGCUUAACGACGACUGGGCUUAUGGCAACGAUAUUGACGCGCGGCCGUGGGACUUCCAGGCGGAGGAAUGCGCUCUCAGGGAGAGUAUCGAGAAAUUCAACAGCCGCCGCUACGACAAGAACCAGAAUGGAGAGUUCGCCCCAGUGGACAACUGUCUGCAAAGUGUACUGGGCCAGCGCGUGGAGCUCCCGGACGACUUCCAGUACAGCUAUGAAAUGUGGUUGGAGAGAGAGGUGUUCUCACAGCCUAUCCAAUGGGAGGGUCUACUUGAGCGAAAUUAAUAAUGGGGAAGUAUGGACACAUAGAACAGAAACAUGUGCCUAGGAAUAAUCUGAGCUUCAUGUAAAUCUAGGCAGGAAGAACGUGUCUAUUUUUAAACACCUGUAUCAAUGCAGACUUUUUCCACUAAAUAUAUGUACAUACAUGCAUACACACCAGUAAAAACUAAAAUAACAUGGCAGUGGGAGCAGGAUGCGACACUACAAACUUUGUUGAACUCUAGGUCCAAACCAACGGCUAUGUUUUAAUUUGGUUCUCAACCGUUAAUUAACCUACUCUAUACCACAGUUCUUACUUUAUCAAGUUCUGCAAGUUUCAUGCUUUAUGACUCUUACAAAUAUUUGAAUCAAAAAAUAAAUUACACUGAUACACCUACUGGUGGCCAGUUCACAUGAGCUUAUAAGAUGAUACUAAACAAAAUAAUAUGUUCCUGUACACAAAACUUUUUAGUAUUUAUAUGCAUAUUUAGUAGUCAUGGCAACAAGUACAAUUGUGAUUCAGCCACACUAGACAAACAAUAAGUUUCUCAUUGUCCCCCAGGCUUUGAAAACGAACCAGCUAAAUAUUUAACAUGCCCCGACCGACAAAAUAAGCAUCAGCUCAUCCAUGCUAAUUUUUUUAUAGAAAAAGUACAGCUUCUCAAGAACGGCCAAUAAAACACUAUUCCCCAAGAUCACUAUACAAAAACUGAAGAUAUCUGAAAUAAUUUAAGUCAACAUGAAAUACAGAUGACAUUCAGAUACUGCUAAAUUGAAUGUUAGAAUGUGCAGUCAAGUGAUGUAAGCAUCUUUGAGCGUAGCCACCCUCCUGGGCUUUUCACACAACAGUGUCUAGGGUUUACAGAGAAUGGUGCAACAAAAAAUUAUAAGUGGUGGCAGAAGGAGAAUGGCAGAAAUCAUGCAAGCUAACAUGCAGGAAACAUAGGGGCAAGUACUGAGACCAUACAAUAGUUGUGUGUAGAACAGCUUCUUGGAACAGAUGGCUUGUUGGUGUUGUCACAGACCGGCUGUUGAAGCAACCAGCAGGAACCACUCCCAUCCUUUUAAAAAUAAGAAACUCCAGUGGGCAGAGGGGAUACCAACAUUGGUUAGUUGAGGAGUGGAAAACCACUUGACAAAAUCCUGUUAAAUUUUUCUUGAGUUAUUUGAACUGUCACAGACCUCAACACAAUGGAACACCUUUAGGAUGAGAUGGAACAGGAAAUAUGUGUGUAUCUUAUCAAAUGGCCACUGGGUGUAUUUCCCUUCCAUCACCUGUGCUUUGGAAUAAUUGAUUUUAUAUCCUCAAUCUUUUUUUAUGGAAGUGUAUGUUUAUGCGCUGGUAAGGUUUAAUUUAUGCUGUACAUUUUUACAGGAUUUGUACUUUUCCAGGUGCAUUUGUUGUCAUAACCGUCAAGUUGGAGUGCUUGAUAUUCACAUCUGUUGAUGAUAUUGUGGUUGAUAUUUCUAGAACGAAGGCUUUUUGGAAAGAAUACCACUGUGUAUUGUCAGGGUGCUUUUGAUAUUUACGUUGGGAAAGAAUAUAACAUCUCAGAUAUUUCUCUAAUAGCAGUAAUUCGUUUUCUGAAGCCAAUCUGAAGGGUUUGGCAAUAGAUUUGGAAUAAGGAGCGAGCUGCGUAACGUACCUCAGAUUGGAAGGCUGCCUGGGUAACUCAAGCAGUUUCUUUGACUUGUUCUGGUUGUGUGACUCCUGAGGAUGUUCUGUGUUUCUCUCAGUUUCAGCACCCAAUCCACCGCUCCACUUCCACAGCUCCAAGUGUGCUUGGUGAGGGUUUUCUCUUCUUUACUGAAUACACAGUAGUUGUCACGCAAUGGUGCUGAAUUUUUUUACUUACCUCUGUUGUCUAGUCAAUUUCUAAACUAGAACUACCUAGGGCUGUCAAGACCCAUACUAUUAUCUAUUAUAACUUUUGGGUUUUCUGUCACUUUUCAGAAGGUUUGGGAAAACUGAUGACACAAGCACAUAAGACAUUAUCACCUUUUCAUAGCUUUUAUUUGUCUCCAGGGAAUUUGUGUAGGAGGCUGCAGAUGUACUUUUUAUGUAUCAUCAUGUUUGUAUUGAACAAUGAUUGUGUAACUGAAUCUUGAAUAUUGUGCUUCACUGUGGAACUUUAGUGCAUGGCUGCAGUUUUAUAAUUUGAGUAUGUAAUAUUGAAACCUGUAUUCAGAAUUUUUUUAUACAAUAUUUUGUUUUUUAAGACAGUGUUUUUUUCUUUUUCUUUUAUACAUAGAAAAUUUACUCAGAGUUGGUAUAGGUUGGGUGUUUUGGUUUGCCAUUACAGUGGUGUGACGGAGUCAUCUGCAACGUUUUCUUAUCAAGCAGUUCUUAAGACGUCAAAUGUGUCCCACACACAUGAAGAGAAUGUUAUUUGGCCUUUUUUUAUGUCUCUCAUUCUUUUUGUGAAUGGCAAAAGCUUUCAGAAUAAUAUUACUUAUCUUGGGGUCCUCAGGUUUUAAGUAUGCAUAGUAUUUAUAGUCCAGGUUGUACAAUGACAGCGUCCUAUCCUUGAUACCAGUACAGGAUGUAAGAAUCCAAUUGGUGGAUAUUCAAUAACAUGGUAGUAUCAGUAAGCACUAAAAUGUAGUGUACACUUGAAUCAACACGUACAGUAAUGUAACACAAUGAUGAUAAUUGUUUUGCACUAUUUGUUGCCGUCAUACUCACAGCUUUUAUUUAGAAACCUUUUACCUCCUGUGCCAAAGCAAUGAGUGCCAGUUUGAAUUAGAAACUAAUGCCUUAUUCAGGGCAUCGCUUAUUUAAAAAAGAUAUGCUUUGCAAUGUCCCCUUUUCUAUCCGACAAUGUAUAAUAACUGGAAAUACUGUCAAGUACAUGUGUGUCUGAUUUCUGGCGCAGUUAGAGGAACCUAGGUGUGUUUGGAUGUUGCAAUGGGCUUUUGUCAAUGACAGGACAGUGUAAUACUGUUUUUGAUUUUGUUCAGGGGUAUGUGCAAUCACUGUCCUGUACAGAGGCAUUAUUCUAUAGAAAGACAUAUUAUAAUGGUAUCAAAGUUGCAAUUUGACUGAUAAUCUGUUCUUUCAUAUACUGUAUGUUUAUAAAUAAAGAGAUCGCUGGUUUGAA
This is a messenger RNA of Esox lucius (northern pike), 5721 nucleotides long. It is a transcript of the gene strip2, whose product is annotated as striatin interacting protein 2. The transcript has 22 exons. Gene Ontology annotation, cellular component: cytosol. The record is from RefSeq and is a predicted model, not a curated record. Bases 131 to 2644 code for a protein of 837 amino acids. Gene Ontology annotation, biological process: cytoskeleton organization. NCBI's taxonomy places the organism in Eukaryota, Metazoa, Chordata, Actinopteri, Esociformes, Esocidae.